CACAUGUGCGUUCCAGCGAGGCUGCGGUACUUCCCUUUCUGCGCUGACUUCGGUCCCUUCAACCUCGGCACCACCAUCACGAUGCUGCGUUCGUUUGAGGACAAGCUCCGCAGCGGCACGCAGGAGAGGAUCACCCUCUUUGUGGAAGACACCAUCACCGACGUGACCAACGGCAUGUACUUGAUCGGAUCGUUCCUGUGCGUGAGCAUGGGGCUGUCCCCGUCAGAAGCCUGGAUCCCCUUCGCUCAGGUCUCGCCGUGGGACCACUGCCCCUUCCGAGACGCCACAUGGGCACCCAGCACGUUCAACAUCACGCUGAGGGACUGCUGGGCAGGGCUACAGAGGGCGAUGGAGCAGGGCCUCCUUGACCCGAGCUCGUUGGAUGUGAACGAGUACUUCUACUAUGAGAGCCCAUGGAACGGGGACAUGCAUGAGGUUGUGAAGGGGAAGUUCAUCGCGUUCCGAGGGCCCAAGGGUUCGAAGAUGAACGACACGUCCUUCAUCCCUUCAGACUUCGAGCUUGUCUUCCAUGCAAAGAACGUGACGAGGGUCAUCAGGCUCAACGAAAACGAGUACAGGAAGGAGGAGUUCGAGGAGAUGGGAAUCAAGCACACCGACUUGUUCUUCGUGGACUGCUCAACUCCCUCCGACGCUAUCGUCGACAAGUUCCUCAAGAUAGCAGAGAAGGAGAAAGGUGUCAUGGCCGUCCACUGCUUCGCUGGGCUUGGGAGGACGGGGACGUUGAUUGCGACAUAUCUCAUGAAGCACAGGUCCUUCACUGCUCGGGAGGCGAUCGCUUGGCUCCGCAUCUGCAGGCCGGGGAGUGUCAUCGGUCCUCAGCAGCAGUUCCUCGAGCUGAUGGAAGAGAAGCUAAAGAGGCUGGGAGAGGAC
Guillardia theta CCMP2712 is the source of this 891-nucleotide messenger RNA. RefSeq lists its product as hypothetical. Gene Ontology annotation, biological process: positive regulation of cytokinesis; regulation of exit from mitosis; microtubule cytoskeleton organization. The transcript has a single exon. NCBI's taxonomy places the organism in Eukaryota, Cryptophyceae, Pyrenomonadales, Geminigeraceae. The annotation marks the transcript as partial. The record is from RefSeq and is a predicted model, not a curated record. Gene Ontology annotation, molecular function: protein tyrosine/serine/threonine phosphatase activity.